AAGCUGAGGAAUCCGGAAGAGUCCACGAGGAAUUUCCCGCUGGCGAAUAAUUGAGAAAUUAAGCAAAAUGGAUGCUCUACGCUUUCGGGGCUCCCCUUUUGCCCGCUUUACGGGUCAGUCAACCGGACCGGGUCAUCCUCGUCCACCCACACAGGCGGUACGCCCUCAGCCGCAGGGCAAUCACAGCAUCAUCGCUCCCGAGCCGCUCAUUGUCGUGGAGGAGUCCAACCUGCCCGAGGAGCAGGAGCCAGAUAGCUCGGAGCCAACUAUUUCGAAUCGCGGCAGCUUGGAUAUCGAUUCGCCUGUUAAUCCUUAUUUGCUCUCGCCAUGGCGCGAUCCUCGCGAGGCUCGGAAGCACUCGCUGCCCUCGCAACAGGUCACCGAGGGCAUUACGGCCAGCCAGGUGCGUCGGUUGUCAGAGCGGGGCGGCGAGGGUUCAGGACCGACGCCCAAGGAGGCCGCCUUUCUGGCCACCCUGUCACAGGCGCCAGCUCCGACCGGAAGGCGUCAUUCGGUGGUCACCAUUUCAAAGGUGCCAACCACCAUUUUUGGUCGGUCACGUCGGGAAUCUGUAGCCGCCUAUCCCAACAGUAAUGGGAGCAGCCGCAUUCUAAACUCUCGCCGCGAGAGCAACACCGGCCCCCCUUCCACAGAUCCCAUCGGCAGCAUCCACAACCUGCAGCUGGACAUCAUGGACGACAUAUACUUGCAGUCGCGGAAGGCGCGCUUGAAGCUGUGGACCUCCUCCAACGAGAAGGUGUGCGAGGUGCAGACAGUGGAUGAGGCGGGCACUGGGCAGCCGGGAAGACGCUUCACCAAUCGCCGGUACUCCGAAUGCCCACAACCGGGACUGGCCAGCUCUUUUCGUCGCGCCUCCGAGUUCCCACAGCCGGGACAGCAGCAGCAGCAGCCACAACAGACUCCAUCACAGAAUCGCGCCUCGACGCGUCGCAAGAAAUCGGGUAGCGGCUCUGGACUCCUGGGCAGUCGCACUGACAUCGCUGGGAUCUUCAGCUCUCUGACCAGCUCGGCUAUGGACAUGCAUCGUCCGGAGCCGGAGGGCAGGGAUAACAAUAGCUCCAGUGCCAGCUCGUCGGCCACGGCCACGGCCACGGCCAGCAGUCCCUUUCUCAGCCAGACCUUCCAGGCGGCGGCUAGGGGCAGAGCCACUAGUGCCACACCAACACCGACGAAUAAUGUCUCACAGUGUGGAGCCACCGGUGGCGGUGGCAGUGGCUUUGGUACCACCGGCGGUCUACUCGAUCCCAAUGCCGGGCGCUCUACACGCUCCAAUAGCUUCGAUGUAUCCUUGCUGAACAACGCCAAGCAGCUGGUGAGCGAUGCCCAGGAUAAUGGAUCGGCGGCGUUGUCCGGUUGGUUUGCCAAGCGCCAUCAGCCGAUGGCGCGCAAGAAGAGUGUACGCAGCAAGAGCUCUGCGGUGGCCUUGUCCAAGGAUGUCCUGGAGCGGCUGCAAAAGAAGGAUCCGCUGGGCGGUGAUUCCGGCAAGCCGAAACUCAAGCCACGGGCCAAGCAGAAGAGCUGGGCAGAUGCCACCAAGGCGAAUAUCGUGGAUGCCACUAUACUGGGCACCGCCAUUGAGGGAUUUCUGCGCAAGAGCUCCAAUGCCAGCAUGGCGGGAACCGGUACGAGUGGCUCGAGUGGAAGCGGUGGUGGUGGGGCCUCUACAUCGGCGGCAGCAGCUGCUCGAGGUGCCACGCCCAAGGGCGGUAAAGAUACGGGCAGCGCCAGUGGUAGUCCGGCCCAUGGGGCACGUCGCAAUCGGGCCUCAAACGCUGGCAGCUCGGCUCAGUCGCAGGCGGGUCGGGCGGUGCGCUCCACAUUGAAUUGGUUUGGAAAGGCGGACGAGGAUGACUCCAAGGAUACGUGCGAUGCCUCGCUCUGUGCCACGCUCAAGGAUCUGUUUGUCAAAUAG
Messenger RNA from Drosophila kikkawai, 1933 nucleotides. It is a transcript of the gene kairos, whose product is annotated as kairos. The record is from RefSeq and is a predicted model, not a curated record. Lineage: Eukaryota; Metazoa; Arthropoda; Insecta; Diptera; Drosophilidae.